Helicoverpa zea (corn earworm) is the source of this 1722-nucleotide messenger RNA. RefSeq lists its product as uncharacterized. NCBI's taxonomy places the organism in Eukaryota, Metazoa, Arthropoda, Insecta, Lepidoptera, Noctuidae. The record is from RefSeq and is a predicted model, not a curated record. Bases 321 to 914 code for a protein of 197 amino acids. The transcript is spliced from 4 exons.
UGAAUGAUGAUCUCAUUCCAGCAAGUAGCCUCAGAACCGUAUGCUGUUUAAACAAACGAUCAAACUAUUAAUAGAGCAUCUGAGUAGUGCGCGGCCGGAUGCCGCUAUCAGCCGGCGCGAAGCUUCCGCCCCACUCCGCUCGCCGCUCACACAUCCGAGUGUACAAAGCAUACGCUAACUUGCUGUCUACAGCCCCUAUUUAAAGUAUAUAUUUAAAAUCUCAGAAUAUAGCCAACACCGCAGAUCACUGAACGAACUUCCGGAUACGGCGAUCCCUUGCUAUCACGCAGUGUCCGCAUCUGAUUGUAUAAAGUAUAGUGAUGUCGGUGCGGCGGCGCGUGACGGGCGCGCUGCGGCGCUGGCGCGCGCUGCUGGCGGGCGGCGCGCUGCUGGCGGCGCUGUGCGUGCGCGUGCCGGCGCGGCUGGACGAGGAGCUGCACUUCCCCGCGCACGCGCCCGCAGACAUCGCGCACCACCUCGCCGACUUCUCCAACCAGCCGGGCAUCACGUCGUGGCGGGUGACGGAGGACCGCAGCAACUACACGACGUGGCAGUACGCGGUGCAGUUCACUUGCGGCGCGCGCUGCGGCGGCACGGCGUGGGUGGUCGCGCACGACGAGCCGGCGCCGGGCGGCCCGCGCCACGGCCGUGCCGCGCGCCGCCACCGCGUGGCGCUGCGGGCGCGCGUCUGCUCCGCGCCGCCGCUGCUGCCCUGGCCGCGCCUCUGCGAGGAGCUGGAAGUGGAGGGCUCGGUGUGGGCGGACGCGGCGGCGGGCGCGCGCCUGCGCCUGCAGUGGCUGCGGCGCUGCGGCGCGCUGGGCUGGCUGCGCGGCGCGUGCGGGCGCGAGCUGCGCGCCGACCGCGACGCGCGCCUAGCCGCGCUCAGCGCCGCGCCGCACGCCGUCCGUCUCUAACCGACUGCUGCAAACUUGCUUUUUAUGCCGCGGCCACACAUUGGGGACAUUUGCACCGACGUAACGCGCCCAAUGCACCAGUGUGUGUAUCGGUACUUUGACACAUUGUAUACAUUGCGACCAAUCACUAUCCAAUGCUCAAUACUAUAACGCGUUCAGUGUCGGUUUUCGAUACAAGUUCAAAGAAGAGGGGAAUGAAAGGGGAGUGCCCGUCGGCACAACGCCGCGCUCGCACCACACAUUGGUGUCUGCCGUUUGUGUUCUAAUGAAUGCUUUUAGCUUCACCAUUGUUGAAGUAAAAAGAAAAGAAAGUCGUUAAUAACGAUAAAUAAUAAAUUAUCGUCCAUCGUCUUCGCUCCUCUGAAGCUGCAGCUAGGGCUGGCGCUCAUUGCGCCGCAUUUUGCUGUUUCCAUUGUUUAAUUAUAAAGUUGACAUUGAAGCCAAUGUAUAGUGCAGUUGUUUGCAUCAUUUCAAAAUAUAGCCUAUAUUGGACGCAAAGUUAAAUCCAAGGUGUGGCCCCGGCAUUAACGCUCAAUGAUUACAUUGGUCUACAGACUUUUUUUUAUCGAAUUCGAUUACGUAUCAAAUAUUCUACAAAAAAUUAUAUAUUUCACCUGUAGGAGGAAAUGCUGUAGACCAGUGUUAUUAAUGACCAAGUAAGCGUAAGCGAAGGAUUCGAAUCACGAGCGUAAGCCAGUGAAUCAAAAGAGUACGUGGGGAAAAAUCUUUGCGCUCGAGUGCAUAAUACGCACAUAACUUACUAAAUGCAAAAAAAAUAAAACGCAAUAAAAACUCGAAUACUUAAUUA